AUCAUGUGAGGGUAAACAUUAUGUAUUUGCUUGCAAAGGUUACUUUCUAGAUUAUUCACGAAUUCGUUAUGACCACAGCAGGGCCGGACCGUGAUCAUGAAGUUUAGAAGGUUGUUGCCUGUCGCCGUAAUUUCUGUGGCUGUUUCUGGGUUCCUGAUAUACCAUACACAGGUCAACACUGAUGCCAGACGGAAACUCGUAGAAGACAAACGUUCCUUGGAUGCCCGCCAGUGGGGUUCAGCUCACACUGAAGGUAACACCAGACAACAGGAAAAUAAAGUGACGGCCGGCAGCGCUUGCAGUCCGGAAAGAAAAUUCGUAUUCAUCAAAACCCACAAAACUGGGAGCUGCACUGCUGUAAACAUUUUACAGCGAUAUGUCCUCCACCACAACCUGGCGGUACUCAGUCCGAUAGGCGGCUGGGUCCUCGCCUGGCCCUUCCCUCCGGCCGAGGAGGAUUACGUCCAUACUCCAGACGAAAAGUAUGACGUCCUGAUUAACCACAUGGUAUACAAUAAGACAUGGCUGCGGACCAAGUUUCCACCUGACACAGCCUACAUAUCUAUCAUACGCGAGCCGAGCAGCCAUCUUAAGUCGGCCAUGUUUUACUAUUACCUUCCCCAACUGCUGAAGAUCACGUCUAAGAACCCCGUACAGACGUUUCUGCAGGACCCUUGGAAGUACAAGGACCUGUCUGAGGCUUACUUUGACUUCUGUCACGUGACCUGGGACGGCACGAGGAACCAUCAGGCGUUCGAUCUGGGCUAUCCCACUAAAGCAGCUGAGGACCUGGAACACGCUCGUAGAUACAUCAGCGAUCUAGAAGCGGACUUCACGUUAGUCUUGCUGCUAGAACACCUGGACGAGUCGCUGGUUCUCCUGCGGCGGCUGAUGUGCUGGGACCUGCGAGAGGUGCUGUACGAUGCGUCGCCCAAGAACAGCCGAAAUUAUGGGUGGGUAAUAGAUAGCCAAAUGCUAGGGUAUAAAUCGUACGUCCCCACCGCCGCGGAACUCGCCAACCUCCGCCAAUGGAAGGCCGUGGAUUACUUACUGUAUGACACGUUCAACGCCUCCUUGUGGAGGAAGAUUGCAGCACAGGGCCCUGACUUCCACGAGGAGCUCCGUUAUUUCAAAGACCUGAAGGAUCGAGUCAGCAGGUUCUGCCGUGGACGCCAGGAGGGCAGAGCCGACAUGAUCGUGACGGCGUCACGAUGGAACCCGCGGUUCGUAGUGGAUGCCGACUACUGUCAUGGCCUAAAGGCGUCGGCAGCAGAACUUUUCUCAACUAUACGAAAACGCCUGCCGGAGAAAAUGGACCACGACCGAACGCUCCGCAGGAUCAGCGUGAAUAUGCACGCCAUCGUGCGGGGGCAGCCCACUUUCAAGUACAACAGCCAGGCCCGCAGACACAAGAACUAG
Messenger RNA from Branchiostoma floridae (Florida lancelet), 1419 nucleotides. Its product is annotated as galactose-3-O-sulfotransferase 2-like. Gene Ontology annotation, biological process: glycolipid biosynthetic process. Gene Ontology annotation, cellular component: membrane. Lineage: Eukaryota; Metazoa; Chordata; Leptocardii; Amphioxiformes; Branchiostomatidae. The record is from RefSeq and is a predicted model, not a curated record. Gene Ontology annotation, molecular function: galactosylceramide sulfotransferase activity. The transcript has 9 exons. Bases 97 to 1419 code for a protein of 440 amino acids.